UUUGCCAUGAUGUAAACAGACAUGCCCAGUUUAAGUUAAGACCCCUUGAUCAUACACACGUGUUUCAGCUGUGCUUCCCUAUUAGAGCCAUUAGGACAGGAGUUACUCUUCUGUUAUUUGGAAAGUAAAACCUCGAGGGGGGUCAUGAUGAUCGGUUUCACGGAAUACGUCUUUGGUUCUCUUGUAUUUUAACAGACAAAAUGAGUCAUCGAAGUCCUGCUUCUCCUGCCAUCAAUGGCAUCACUCCGAUCCAGCAGAUGAUUUCUUCCUGCUCCGGAGCCCUGCUUACAUCGCUGCUCGUCACACCUUUGGAUGUGGUAAAAAUCAGACUGCAAGCGCAGAAAAAUUGCAUAUUCAAAGGCAAGUACUUUGUCUAUUCCAAUGGACUCAUGGACCACAUAUGCGUGUGUGAAAAUGGCAAGGGCUGGUACAAAGCUGCCGGUCAAUUCAAAGGCACACUCGACGCCUUCUAUAAGAUAGUGUGCUGUGAGGGAAUCACAGCCUUAUGGAGCGGUCUGCCUCCAACACUUGUGAUGGCGGUCCCGGCCACAGUGAUCUAUUUCACGUGCUACGAUCAGCUGCAUGCAGAGCUGAGGGUGAGGAUGGGAGAGCGGGCCCAGGAGGCUCCGCUGUUAGCGGGAGCCAUCGCUAGAGUGGGUUCAGCAACCGUAAUUAGCCCCCUUGAGCUGAUCCGCACCAAGCUGCAGUCCCAGAAGCAGUCGUACAGGGAGCUGACCAACUGCAUCCGCUCGGCAGUGCAGACAGAAGGCUGGUGGUCCCUGUGGAGGGGUUUAGGGCCCACCCUGCUCCGAGACGUGCCCUUCUCAGCCAUGUACUGGUACAACUACGAGUGGGCCAAAACUUGGCUGUGCCAGUGGCGUAACACCACAGAGCCCACGUUCACCAUCACCUUCAUAUCUGGAGCCGGGUCGGGUUCUAUCGCAGCCAUUGUCACAUUACCAUUUGAUGUGGUCAAAACAAGACGGCAGGUGGAGCUCGGGGCGCUGCAAGCAAAGAAUUCAUCAGAUCAGGUUUCUUCAUCUACUUUCAGCAUCAUGAGGAGGAUUGUGGCACAAGAUGGCUUUCGUGGGGUUUUUGCAGGUUUCCUCCCCAGGCUGAUCAAAGUGGCUCCAGCCUGUGCCAUCAUGAUCAGCUCGUAUGAGUUUGGAAAGGCCUUUUUCCGCAAACGCAACCAGGAGCGGAUACCUCAGCAACUGCAAUCCACAAGCACGUGUCUGGUCUCCGCCAUGAAAUAACCGUCACCAGUCACUGCUAGAUCACACAUAAGGAAAACGUAUAAUUUUGCCAAUUCCUGAAGCAGAAAAUAGGGGUUAAACAAACUUAUCCAAGUCUUUCCAGAUUGAGAUAAAUGUAUAUUAAAUGCCUUAUAGUAUUUAUAAUUUAUAUUGUCAUCGAAGCUAUAAGAAAUAAAAAAUUUUCAUGUAAAACAAAAAGAAAAAGGCCAGAUUACAUGUUAAAUGCAACUAACAGCCAGCAGAUGGCAGAUAUUCUUUAGAUACGUGGCUUUUCCCUGGAAUCAUGUGCACCUUGCCUGAAGAUCAUUUUAUCCUGCUGCUUGUCACCUAAGAGCCAUGCUGGACAAACAGGAACGAUCGGUAGCAGUUCGCCAGAAGAACUUUAUGAUGUUCUCUGAUGUUCUGAUUUUAUUUUCAUUGGUCUUACAAUGCUUCCCACUCCAUCUGUUUCUGUUUCAACACACAUGUUUGAAAUUCUCAAUGUGAAAGCAGGUGAACUUUAUUUAAAAUAAAAAUGCAAAUAAGUCCAAUAAAAUAUCAAGUUAU
Girardinichthys multiradiatus is the source of this 1802-nucleotide messenger RNA. RefSeq names its product solute carrier family 25 member 40 (gene slc25a40). The coding region runs from base 201 to 1256 and encodes 351 amino acids. Lineage: Eukaryota; Metazoa; Chordata; Actinopteri; Cyprinodontiformes; Goodeidae. Gene Ontology annotation, biological process: mitochondrial transmembrane transport. The transcript has 10 exons. The record is from RefSeq and is a predicted model, not a curated record.